Messenger RNA from Cucumis melo (muskmelon), 2468 nucleotides. RefSeq names its product potassium channel KAT3-like. Gene Ontology annotation, cellular component: membrane. Gene Ontology annotation, biological process: transmembrane transport; potassium ion transport. Lineage: Eukaryota; Viridiplantae; Streptophyta; Magnoliopsida; Cucurbitales; Cucurbitaceae. The record is from RefSeq and is marked provisional. Gene Ontology annotation, molecular function: voltage-gated potassium channel activity.
GCCUCCGCCGGCCAAUAUUUAAGUAACUCCCACACUUUCUUCUUCUAAUUUCUUCUCUCGUGUCAAGAAAUUGCUUUCUUCUUCUUCUUCUUCUGGUGUGGGUUUAUUAUAAUUUUCAAAACGAAAAAAAAAUGCGAAGCUCUUGUUGUACAAAGCACUUCUUCCGGCGGUUUUUCACCGAUGAGUUUCAAAUCAACGGCGGCGGCGGCGGCGGCGCUCUUCAAAGCACUUUCUUGUCUCCUGAGCUUUUGCCUUCUCUUGGCGCUAGUAUCAAUCAAACCACUCACCUUCGUAAACAUAUAAUUUCUCCUUUCAAUCCUCGUUAUCGAGCAUGGGAGAUGUGGCUGGUGGUUCUAGUGAUAUAUUCAGCUUGGAUUUGUCCAUUCGAAUUCGCAUUUCUUCCUUACAAGCAAAAUGCUCUAUUCAUUAUAGAUCACUUUGUCAAUGCCUUCUUUGCCAUCGAUAUCAUUUUAACUUUCUUCGUCGCUUAUCUCGAUUCUCAAUCCUAUCUUCUCGUCGACCACCCUAAAAAAAUUGCACUUAGGUAUUUAUCAACCUGGUUUAUAUUCGACGUCUGUUCUACUGCUCCAUUACAAUCAAUAAGUUUCUUAUUCACAAAUCAAACCGGAGAAGUUGGGUUUAAGCUUCUCAACAUGCUCCGGCUAUGGCGACUCCGACGGGUCAGCUCUCUUUUCGCAAGGUUAGAAAAGGACAUAAGGUUCAAUUAUUUCUGGACCCGUUGCACAAAGCUCAUUUCGGUUACAUUAUUUGCAGUACACUGUGCUGGGUGCUUUAAUUAUGUGAUAGCAGAUAAGUAUCCAGAUUCAAAACAAACAUGGAUUGGUGCUGUGAACCCUAAUUUCAAAGAAGAAAGUUUAUGGAACCUUUACAUUACUUCAAUUUAUUGGUCUAUUACUACCUUAACAACCACUGGCUAUGGCGAUCUCCAUGCUGAAAACCCUAGAGAAAUGCUCUUUGAUAUCUUUUAUAUGCUCUUUAACCUGGGCUUCACUUCUUAUCUCAUCGGUAACAUGACCAAUCUCGUCGUUCAUUGGACUAGUCGCACUCGAAACUUCAGAGAUUCGGUGCAAGCUGCGACCGAAUUUGCAUUGAGAAACCAGUUACCAGAGCGAAUACAAGAUCAGAUGUUGUCACACAUAUGUUUGAAGUUUAGAACUGAGGGGCUAAAGCAACAAGACACAUUGAAUGAGCUUCCGAAAGCCAUUAGAGCCUCCAUAGCUCACUAUCUCUUCUAUCCUAUUGUUCAAAAGGCAUACCUUUUUGAAGGAGUUUCUCAUGACUUUCUUUUCCAAUUGGUCUCAGAUGUGGAGGCUGAGUACUUCCCACCAAAGGAAGAUAUUAUCCUUCAAAAUGAGGCUCAAACAGAUCUCUAUAUAUUGGUCUCAGGCAGUGUGGAUCUAAUAUUAUCCCAUGUUGAUGGCCACGAUGAUCAUGAUCAAGUCAUAGGAAGAGGAACAAGUGGAGAUAUGUUUGGAGAAUAUGGAGUUUUAUGUCAAAAGCCACAACCUUUCACAAUUAGAACCACAAAGCUUUCUCAAAUACUAAGGCUCAAGAGAACUUCUUUAUUGUAUAUUAUUCAAUCAAAUACAGAAGAUGGGAAUAUUAUAAUGAACAACUUUUUUAUGAAAAUGAAGGAAUAUGAAAGAAUGUUGGGGAAUAUUUGGUGUGAUAAUGGAGAACUAAAGAAACUUGAAAAUCGUUAUUCUAAAGAGGAUGAUGAUGAAAAUUAUAAUAUGGGAAUUAAUGACAAUAAUUUAGAUGAACAUAGAAUUGAGUUUGACGAUCAUGAAGAGGUUGAAGGGGGUGAAAAGAAUAUAAUUAAAUUUUCUCAUAACAACAAAUUAUUACAAGGGAGGAAUAGUAAUAAUAAUGGAGGUCAAACUUCAGAUAUUAUAAGUUCUUCAUUAGAAAAUUUGCCAACAAUUAGCAGCUCUAAUUACUUGAAUUUUUCUAAGCAAAUCAAGAAGAGGGUUACUGUAUAUAUGCAACCUCAAGAUAGAAGCUGCAAGGUCAAAAGUCAACUUGGAAAGUUGAUACUUCUCCCAGAUACGAUCGAAGAGCUCUGCAAAAUCGCUGGUGAAAAGUUUGGAGGGCAAAUAAUGCCUACAAAAGUGAUGAGUGCAGAUAAUGCAGAAAUUGAUGAUAUAAAUGUGAUUCGUGAUGGUGACCAUUUGUUUCUUCUUUAUAAUCAUAUUCAAAAUUGUGGUCUCCAAUGAUCCUUAAUUAACAAAAAAAGAAUACUCUUUUUUUUUUCUUUUUUCUUUCAAUGACAAAAUAACAACACAAUUGAAGGCUAAGGCAAAUGCUUGUAAGUUUGAGGCAACUUGUUAAGAUUAUCCACACAAAAAAAUCUGUCACCAUUUUGUCUUGAGAGGGGAGAAAAUGUCUAUAUCAAAUCAUCAAGUCCAUUAAAAUGUAAUCUUUGAUUUAUGGAAUUUUUAGGAGUG